UAGAGAGCCGAUCGGCACUUUCUCUGUCUAAAGUUUUACCCUUUCCUUGAUUAAUUAAUUAAAGAAUUAAUAAAAUUGCCUUUUUCAGUUACAGUUGAAGGUACAACCCAUGGAAGCGUCCUCCAGGAGCCGCUCCUCCGGUGGUACAACCUUCCACAGCCACUUCCAGCGUUCCCUAUCGCCGUCGGGGCGGUUCUGCGCCUCCUCCAUCUACACGUCGCCGUCGCCGGCGUUCUCCGCGCGAUCCGAUCCGGUGAUUUUAUCCCGAUCCACAAGCCCGACGCGCGUGAGCCUCGGCAGAUCUGUAUCGCCUUCGUCGUCGAUUAGGUUUUCGUCGCCGCGGAGGCAUCCGAUCGCCGCCUCGCACCACCACCAAAAGCAGAGCCACCGAUCGCUGAAUCCAGGGGCGAAGAAGACGUGUAUGUGUUCUCCGACGACGCACCCUGGCUCCUUCCGGUGCAGCCUGCAUAAGAACAGCAUAGUCCCCGGCUACACCUCCUCCACCGGCGCCAAUACGUCGUCGUAUCGGUCGAGCCAUCAAUUGAAUAUGCGGCGGUCGGCGAUGACCAAUUCCUUGGUUCGAAUCGGCACCGUUGAAGGCGAUUUGGUGAAGCGCGCCCUAGCGCAGCUGAUCCGGCCGUCGUCGCACAGCUUGCGCCGCCGCGGCGACUUCCAGCCGAAGCCGAGCCGGCUUUCCUCGAUGUCUAAAGCCGAUGACGAUUUAUAGCCGAGUUUGCGUAGGCGUGAAGUGGUUUUUUGUACAUAAAGAAGUCUGACUCGGUGAGUUGACUCAGUGAGUCGUGACUCGGGCUCUGUGUUGUGGAAAUUUUUGGUUUUAAAAAUGAAAACCCCUAAAUUUCUGAGUAGUUCCCUAAUAGCCAAGAACUCACUCUGCCAUGGUGGUUUUCAUUUUCAUUGGAAUGAUGAAUAUUUGUGAUUAUAGAUAUGAUACAGCAGUGUUGUUGGGGAUUUGAUUGAUGAUCCCAUAUGAACAUUUGUUGGAUUUUGUUUAUUGAUAUGUCAGAUUCUUUUGAUUAAUUUGUUGUAGCAGAAAUUGGAUCUGACAUUGUUGAAUUGAAUUGUUGUUGGUAUGGUUGGGUUCA
Andrographis paniculata is the source of this 1103-nucleotide messenger RNA. RefSeq lists its product as uncharacterized. The record is from RefSeq and is a predicted model, not a curated record. Lineage: Eukaryota; Viridiplantae; Streptophyta; Magnoliopsida; Lamiales; Acanthaceae. Bases 110 to 727 code for a protein of 205 amino acids. The transcript has a single exon.